Eupeodes corollae is the source of this 2621-nucleotide messenger RNA. RefSeq lists its product as uncharacterized. NCBI's taxonomy places the organism in Eukaryota, Metazoa, Arthropoda, Insecta, Diptera, Syrphidae. The record is from RefSeq and is a predicted model, not a curated record. Gene Ontology annotation, cellular component: nucleus. The coding region runs from base 128 to 2071 and encodes 647 amino acids. Gene Ontology annotation, molecular function: mRNA binding. The transcript has 4 exons.
UUAUCUGUUAUUUCUCUAACGACUUUCUUGUUUAAAAUAAAAUUUGUGUCUCAAAGUUAAUUUGUUUCCCAGAAACAUUCGUAAAAUAAAAUAUUUAUUGUGCUGUUUUCUUAUUUAAAACUUCACCAUGAUGUACAAUAAUAUGUUUUACUACCAAACAACCCCGCAAACUUCGUUUCAAAAUCCACAAACUCCUAUCCAGAACCAUUUGUUGCAAUUGGCUCUGCCACCACAUCCAGAAGAACAACCUCCCAUUCCAACCAAUUCCUCUUCAUUGCCAGUCACUUAUCCUUAUUCACCACCACCUCCGCCACCGGUUGUAUAUUCCCUAAUUCAAACCAAUGGCCGCAAGGUCUAUGGUCCACCAGAAGACUGGGUUGGCCCACCUCCGAGCAGUGCCUGUGAGCUUUACAUUCGGCGUAUCCCAAAGACCAUAAGUGAACAAAAGAUCCUCGAGCCAUUUCUUAAGUUCGGUAAGAUCUACCAGUUCCGAGUGCCCAUAGACUUUGUCCAAGGAAUCCGAGGCUACGCCUAUGUCAGAUACACCAACGAAGAGGACGCCUGUUGUGCCAUGGAAGUCCUCAAUCAUCACUUCAUCGAACAAGGCAAAACCCUGGACAUUGUUAAUUCGUGUGAGAAAUGCCGUCUCUUUGUUAGCAACAUUCCAAAGCAUUUAACUGAGGAAGAGAUCGAGACGGAGCUGAGAACGAUCUUCCCAGCAAUGCAACGAAUCCACUCGAAGGGGGCCGUAAGAGGCAAAGAUAAGAACCAAGGCUACGUCUUUGUGAACUUCGCCACCCACAAUGACGCUCUGGAGGCCAAGAAAAACACCUGUCCGGGAAUUGUUCGUCUUUUUGGACACGACUUGAAGAUCGUUUGGGCUAAUUCUGAGUGUGUCGAUAAUACACUAUCCAAUAAAACCCUUUUCGUUCGGAAUGUUGACCUCAAACUCAACAACAGAGACCUGAUUGAGGUCAUCGUCAAUCAUGUUCCAAGGACUACGGUGAGGAAAAUCUCCAAAGUCCGAACAAAUGCAUUUGUGGACUUUACUUGCCGUCAAGCGGCCGAAACUAUUAUGCAGAAGUUACAAGGAUCAAAAGUUGGCGAAAGCAAGUUUGUCAUUGAAUGGGCAAAGCCCUCAGCGCAACAAUCCCUGCAUCGCAUGCGUAACUCCGACUUUGAUGCUCUUCUGCGCCUCAAAUGCAUUGCAAAUAAUUGGAACAUUCCAGUGAUCAUCUUUGGAACAUAUUUUGAGGAGGCUAACCUCCAAUAUGCUGCAGUCUUGCUUCGCAAUGAGGAGUGUCCACUUCGCUUUAUAAUCGUCGUCUUAUUCACAAAAGAGCUCGUCGACAUCCAUGCCCGUUUGUGUGAAGUUGUUGUCACAUUAAUCGAUACUAUCGGAGGAUUUCCCGAUUGUAAUUAUGUUUUCUGGGCUCAAAAGGACACAGCUCAUUUACUUGGUGCGGUGAAUCCUAAUCCUCAUAUGACAUUCAUUGCUUCCCACCGAAUUCCGAAAGAGUUCAAACUCGAUUUGAUAGAAGUCAUCGAUCUCAGUUGGGGCUGUGGCAUGUUGGCCAAAGCCACAGAAAAACGACUCCUUCAGUUGUACAAACAAAGUUUCUUGGUCAAUGAACAAUUUACCUUCUUGAGUGAUUUCAUUUUCACCCAACGGAUCUUCGGGACUAUUAUGCCCAAGUACAGAGGCAAACCACCAUUGAAGUACAAUUUGAAUGACAGUCAGAUCGUUUUGGCCCUGUGCUACCAAGCAACGGGGAUUAAUUGUUCGUUUGUUGGGCGAGAAUACAAACCAUGGGAGUUGACCGGCUUGGAUUGUGGUCACAAUGGUUUGCCAUUCAUGUCGAUGACGCUUUUGCCACUUUCUCUGACUCAGUCGAGAUUUGCAUCGUCAUUUGUACUGCAUCAAGUUAUAUUUGGGGGGACGAAUUAUCAUUCCCCGUCGCAGUGUAGUAUGGUUCCACCUUUGUGGAUCUCGGGUACCUCAUAUGCGGAGUCUCUGAAACAAGUUUCCACAAUUCCACCACCGGUGCUGAGUGGUGUUUGUGAUCAAUGAGGAGAUGGAGAAGUAUUUCAAAAGUUACAUAUAUUUAUUUUGAAUUGGAUUGGAUUUUUAUUUUUGUUAUGUUUUUUUAUAUAUUUUAUUUUUAUUGUUUUUAAUUUUAUUAAGCUUAUGUGGGAAUUUGAAGUUUUUUUUUUAAUUUUUUUUAAAUGUUUGCUAAUUUUAUACUGAACACUUUUGUUUUAUUUAUUUCUUAAGCUUUUCUCUUAAUUUAUUGUUGCUUUCGAGAUGGACUAGAAAUUUGAAGUUCUUUUGUAUUGCAUUGCAUCUGGCCAUCCGUAGGUUUGAAAUAACUUCUUUUUUGUAUGCAUCGAAUAUAAUUUAAGCUACAAAACUUUGUCUACUCUUUUUUUUCUAUUUUUUGUAAUUAAAAGAUGUUUAAAAAAUAACCGAAUUAGAUUUUAAAAUGCAACUUAAAUUGCACGAAACUUUAUUUAACACAAGAACAAAGCUAAGAAAGUGAUAUAAUCAUUUUAUUUUAUUUUAUUACAAAUCUGAAUUAUUAAAAAGAGAUUUUCUUCCUUUUUUUUAAUCACCAAUUGAA